AUGCUGUGGGAGACGGGCGCAUUGGCGAUCACACGGCAGCCCGUGCUGCAGGUUUUCCAAGCCAUGUUUGACUACGACAAAAGCAAAGACAGCGGCCUCCCGAGUCAGGGUCUCAGCUUCAGGUACGGAGACAUCCUCCACGUGAUCAACGCUUCCGAUGAUGAAUGGUGGCAAGCCAGAAGGGUCAUGCAGGAGGGGGACAGCGAAGAGAUGGGUGUUAUUCCCAGCAAAAGGAGGGUCGAAAGGAAAGAGCGAGCACGUUUAAAGACAGUGAAGUUCAAUGCGAAACCCGGCGUGAUCGAUGCAAAAGGGUCAUUCAAUGACAAGCGUAAAAAGAACUUCAUCUUUUCACGAAAAUUUCCAUUCUACAAGAACAAGGAGCUGAGUGAGCAGGAAACGAGUGACCCGGAACGAGGACAAGAGGACUGCAUUCUCUCCUACGAGCCAGUCACAAGGCAGGAAAUUAAUUAUACAAGACCGGUGAUCAUCCUUGGUCCAAUGAAAGAUCGGAUCAACGAUGACUUGAUAUCUGAAUUUCCUGACAAAUUUGGCUCCUGUGUACCACAUACAACUCGACCAAAGCGUGAUUACGAAGUGGACGGGAGAGAUUACCAUUUUGUCAUGUCUAGAGAACAAAUGGAAAAAGAUAUCCAAGAGCACAAAUUCAUAGAAGCCGGGCAGUAUAAUGAUAAUCUGUAUGGAACAAGUGUGCAAUCUGUGAGAUUCGUGGCAGAAAGGGGCAAGCACUGUAUACUUGACGUAUCGGGAAACGCCAUUAAGCGGCUACAAGCGGCGCAGCUCUAUCCCAUUGCUAUCUUCAUUAAGCCGAAAUCGUGGGAGCCUCUGAUGGAAAUGAAUAAACGCCUCACAGAGGAGCAAGCCAAGAAAACAUACGACCGAGCAAUGAAGUUAGAACAAGAAUUUGGAGAGUAUUUUACAGCUAUCGUCCAAGGAGAAACCUUAGAAGAUAUAUAUAACCAAUGCAAACUGGUAAUCGAAGAGCAGUCUGGCCCUUUCAUCUGGAUUCCCUCCAAGGAGAAGCUAUAA
Gekko japonicus is the source of this 1047-nucleotide messenger RNA. RefSeq names its product discs large homolog 2 (gene DLG2). Gene Ontology annotation, biological process: chemical synaptic transmission. The transcript has 10 exons. The record is from RefSeq and is a predicted model, not a curated record. Gene Ontology annotation, molecular function: protein binding. Bases 1 to 1047 code for a protein of 348 amino acids. Lineage: Eukaryota; Metazoa; Chordata; Lepidosauria; Squamata; Gekkonidae. Gene Ontology annotation, cellular component: neuron projection; postsynaptic density membrane; neuromuscular junction.